ACGACGUACCGAAUCCAAUCAACAGCUGAGCUCGGAGGAUUUUGCGUUGCUUUCCCAAUGCCACUGAGGUUGCUUCCCCAUGCAAACGAAGGACGACUUGAGGCCGUUAUGGCCGAGAGCAGAUCCACAACGAAUGAACGACCAAACGACCAAACGAGCAAAGGAACGAAGGAACGGAGGAACAAGACCGAUUGAAGCAAGAGAGCAGCCCCGAGAGUGCAUCACAAAGUGAACACGGAGGCCUGAGAAGGAAGAGGGAGGAGGAGGAGGAGAAGGAGAAGAAGAACAAGAACAAGUCACUGUGCAGUUCCCAGCAAGUGAGCCACCAACCGACAGAGUGCGUGUGUCUCACGGCUAGGCAUGGUGAUGGAGUUUUCAAGUUUUCCAGAAUGGCUGCUCUCCUUCUAGUGCUCUGCGGCAAGUGACAAUGAGCUAUGGUCCGUGAUUGAAAUCUGGCCAUGGUUUAACGGGCGAUUUCCCCCCUCCGGAGUGUUGACAGUUAUUAGUUGAUUGAAAAUGGGCAACAAUUCUUCGUCCGGCAAUCGGCACAUUGCACCUGGCGGUAUUGGUAGUGGAGGUGGUGGUUGCAGUAGCGGUGGCGCUGGUACUGGUGGUGGUGGAGGUGGAAAAAAAAAUAUUGGCGUUUUCAGAGGCAAUGAUUUCAAAAGUUUUGAUUCCAUCGGAGAGGAAGCCAAAGAGGAGGAGACGGAGCCUCUUUCCAUGAAUAGAACCAAACAAGACGCUUCGCAAUCAUUAUGGUCCCAAUCGCCGCAUCAACAGCUGUCAACGACCGUUUCAAAGGAAGGACAAAAUGGAAUUCCCGAGCAUACCAAUGGAUCGAGCACUUCCGGAUCGCAACCCAGACCUAUGAGGCAAGGGGGUGGCACACGCAAAGGCUCAAUAGAAUCACCCACGGCAUCCAAAACGGCUCCCAUUCCAUUGAUGCUCGAAGCAAUGUCACUGGAAGGACCGCCGAUCAAAACCAAAGAAAUCCGUAAACGUGCCCUCACAUUGGGAUCGAAAGAAGCUGCACUAAAGACUUCGACUCAUAAACGCCUUGUUCCCACCGUGUUCAAAUGGAUGGUACCCUCUUUCAUGUUCGAGCCCAAAUCCGUGUGGAUCAGUGGUUCAUUCAAUAAUUGGGAAAAGGUCCUAAUGCAUGGUUCCAAAACCCAUUGGGUGAUCAUCAUAGACUUACCACAAGGAGAACAUCAGUACAAGUUCAAGGUGGACGAUAAAUGGUUCCAUAAUCAAAAAGAGCCCACAAUGCCAGACGGAAUGGGGGGUCUCAACAAUGUGAUCGUUGUCAGAAAAUCCGACUUUGAGGUAUUCGAAGCCCUGGACAUGGAUUGUCGAGAUGUGAAUGCCAAGAAGCAGUCAACCGAAUCCGAGGAAUUUGGACAAGUCGUUCCCAAUUUCUCACACGAGGUCAUGAUGAGUGGGCGGCGCUCCAACCCUCCCAUUCUUCCACCUCAAUUGCUCCAAGUGAUGUUGAAUAAGGACACACCCCUGUCCUGUGAACCCACCUUGCUUCCCUUGCCCAAUCAUGUGAUGCUCAACCAUAUGUACGCGUUGUCCAUUCGAGACAAAGUCAUGGUCAUGAGUACCACCCAACGAUUCCGGAAGAAAUACGUCACCACGGUUCUGUACAGACCCGUGAAUUGAUCAUUAUAU
Molecule: messenger RNA, 1674 nt
Organism: Tigriopus californicus
Lineage: Eukaryota; Metazoa; Arthropoda; Copepoda; Harpacticoida; Harpacticidae
Product: 5'-AMP-activated protein kinase subunit beta-1-like
Exons: 4
Coding region: 517-1665 (382 amino acids)
Biological process (GO): signal transduction
Cellular component (GO): nucleus; nucleotide-activated protein kinase complex; cytoplasm
Molecular function (GO): protein kinase binding
Source: RefSeq, a predicted model, not a curated record